UCCAUUGGGGUCCUUAAUCUUGUCUCCCAGGAUGCAACCCACACCAGUCGACUAACACCCAGGUGAACAGGGAAAAAUGCCUGGAACUAGUGCUCAUAUUGGUGAAUUUAAAGCCAGCAAAGGUUGGUUUGAGAGAUUUAAGAAUCGUAGUGGCAUACACAGUGUGAUAAGGCCUGUUCUGGAAGAAAAUGCCAAACAGGACCUACAGUACUCAGGAGGAAAAGGCACUCCCAGGACACAGUGUCUCAUCAGUCAUUGCUGCAUCUUCAAUAAAGGAAAACAUAGGAGGGAACUGACUGGUCAACUUAAGGCUUGCUAGAAACUAAACUUUGCAAGAUGAAUCGACAAAGAGGUGCACGCUCCAAUACAAAUGUGCACUCCACAAGGAAUGCGCACCCCACGAGGAAUGUACACUCCACAAAGAAUGCACACCCCACGAAGAAUGCACACCCCACGAAGAAUGCACACCCCACGAAAAAUGCGCACUCCACAAAGAAUGUGCACUCCACAAAGAAUGUGCACUCUACAAAGAAUGUGCACACCAUGAAGAAUGAGCACACUGUGAGAAGUGAUCACCCUAGGAGGACUGAGCACACGGUAAGAAAUGCAUGGAUCAGGACGACCGAAGGUGCCACAGAGAAUGAACGCCCAAAGAAGACCGAGCACCCCCUGAAGACUGUACAUGUCAAGACCAUUAAACGCUCCACAGAGAAUGAACAUGUCAGAAUGACUGAGCACCCAAAAAAGUACGAACAUCCAUUUAAGAGUGAUCACACAAAGAAAAAUGAACAUUUGCACAGUAGUGUAAGAACCGUAAGGAAUGAUCAUUCAAAGAAUGAACAUCCUAAAAGAAAUAUUCACUUAAAGAAGAAUGAACACUCCACUGAGAAACACUACUCUAGAAAGAGUGAAUGCUGUACAGAAAAUGAUAACAUUGCAAAGAAAGCACACACUACCAAGAAACACCACUCCACAAAGAAAGAGCAUAGCACAAAAAAAGAACAUUCUACUAACAAAGAACACUCCACAAAGAAAGAACAUGGCACAAAAAAAGAGCACUCCACAAAGAAAGAACAUGGCACAAAGAAGGAACAUGGCAUAAACAAAGAACAUGCUACAAAGAAAGAACGCUCCUCAAAGAAAGAACACUCCAUAAAGAAAGAACACUCCACAAAGAAAGAGCACUCCACAAAGAAAGAGCACUCCACAAAGAAAGAACACUCCACAAGGAAAAAACACUCAAAAAAAGAACACUCCAUGGAUGAAGGACAUCUCAAGAAAAAAGAAAAGUCCGAUGGACAUCACGACUUACUUCAUUCAUACUCAGGAGCUGGUAGCACAGGAGAAAGACCUGAAGAUCCUGGUCAUGUCAGUUCAUUACAGCAGCACCAUCAUACAGCUGUCUUUCAGAAAAGUCAAGAGAUUCAAGGGCAUGAUUUUGGUGGCCAACUUCACACCACUCACUGGCAUAAUCCUAGCCUCAGUCCUUCAUCUUAUAGUACAAACUGUGCACAUUCAUAUGAGAACUUACAGUACCAAAGUCAGUUUGAAAAUAGGAUGACACCUGUUUACUUUGAGAAAAAGCAAACAUCACACUACAAGAAACACUGGCAUGCAGGUAAUGUGGCUUCUCAGGUACCAUUAGAAAACAAUGCAUAUAUGCAACACCAGAUGCAUAGGGACUUGGAGAAUGUGAUGUCUCAGUCAAAAUUGAAUCCGGAAGGGCUGGUAAAAGGUCUUGCUCUCUUUGGUGGACAAUGGACCCACAUUAAUGUCCUUAGUAGACAACUUCAAAAGAGUACUGAGGAAAUUGAAGAAGUAGCUCAUUCUCGAGAAGAUAUAUUCUGUAGUAUUACAGAGUCCACUGGGAUCGUAAUUGAGCUUGCUCCUAAAGUGAGUUUGUGUUUAGGGUACUUGUCUGAAAAGGGUUGUCUGUUUCAUGACUCAUGCCAGGAUCUUCACAUUUGCAAACUUUAUAUGACAGGAUUUUGUGACACAGGUUCAUCAUGCCAGUUUGGGCAUCGACUAGAUACUCAUCACAACAGCUCUGUACUUUCAAAGUUGUAUUUAGACUCAGUUAAUUGGUAUGUCUUGUACAAAGUGAUUAAGAAAGUUUGCAAAGGCAGUGCAUCACCUCAAAUAUGUUUCUUCUAUAAUAGCCAGAGAGGAUGCAGGGAAAAUGAAAAGUGUAGAAGAUUUCAUAUUUGCAAAGAUUAUGUUAUGAACAACGAGAAAUGCUCAUUAGCACCUUGUUCCCUUAACCAUACUAUUUACAGCAACCACUGUAAAAGACUACUUGACCUCUAUUCCAUAUCUACAAAUGAAAACCCACAUGAUAUUAUUUUGAAGUUAAAGUUAUCCAGCCAGAAUCAGUAUGAUAAGUCAUGCAGCAGAAGAGAUAAUGAGGUGGAGGAUUCAGAUGUCAGCAGUAGUGAGAAUGAAGAUAGUGAUGAAGAGUAUUCAUCACGAACUAGUGCAUCAGAUAGUGAUGAUAGCACUGAUGAAAGCAGUGAAGAAAGCUAUUCAUCACAAUCUGAGGCAUCAGAUGAUAGUGAGGAUGAAGGUAGUGAAGAAGACUGUUCAUCAGAUGGCAGUGUUAACAGUGAAGCUGAGCAAAAUGAGGAAAACUAUUCAUCAGGAGGCAGAAAAUCAGAUAAUACUAACAAUGAAGCUGAAGAUACUGUGAAACACUACUCUUCAGAAUCUAGAAAAUCAGAUGGCUCUCCUAUUGAAGCCAAAGAUAGCGAGGAAAAAUAUUUACCAAGUAAAGGCAGCAGAGAUGAACCAUUGGCCUCCCAUCAGGAAGUAUCUUCAUUUGACCUAGACCAGCAAUCUCUUCCCUCUACCUGGAGUGAAAUGAAACCCAAACAAACCCAUGUUCUUGAGAUUGUGCCCAUUGGUACCAAAGAAUACCAGAAAGUUGCUAGUCGUGUGCUGUUGUCCCAGCCCUCUGUGAAUAUACAUAAAAUUCAGAGAUUGCAAAAUCCAUAUUUAUGGAACCUCUUACAAAGCAGAAAAGCUGAUUUAUCUAAAAGGUAUAAUGAAACUCAAUUGAAUGUUCAGAAACUCUUCCAUGGAGUAGAUCCUAUGGAAAUCGACAGCAUAUGCAAAAAUAACAUUGAAUGGCGACUGAGCAUGCCUACUGUGCAAAUGUUUGGAAAAGGUGCAUACUUCUCUAAUAGCUCUGUUCCUGGCGUGGUCUUCCAGGAUAGACGCCAGAUAAAGGGGCAAGACGUGUGUUAAUAAUACUUAUUAACAUUCUACAACUACCGGCCCUUACCUAUACUACUUGUGCUCCAUCCAAGUGGUAGGAGAUUCCAGAACAUCGGAUUACCAUCUGCCCAGGAUAACCUACAUAAAUAACAUCAGAGGAACUAUCUAGGGCCAUACCUACUCCUACCCAACUACCUGAAUUGAAGGCCAUAUUUUUAUUAUAUUUAAAUUUUAAGUAAAAUUCUCAAAAAUCAUUUUAUCUUGUUUUUCCUUAAAUCAUUUCUUUAUUUAUUUUUCCAUUAGUUUCUUUUGUUCAGUUGGAAGGCGUUCCACUGACAAAUUCACAAUUUACAAAGGUAAUGAACUCACAAUUUACAAAGGUAAUGAACUCCAGGUAGAUCUAGUCACAAUCAUGACAAGUUACAAAGGUAUUUACAGAUUACAGAGGUACACAAUGGGUCCAGGGACCGGGCUCCAAAGUUUUGAUGGCUGAACUAGGUACAAGGUAAUGAACUCACAAGUUACAAAGGUAAUGAACUCACAAGUUACAAAGGUAAUGAAUACUGUAAGAAUGGUUACUUACGUGUAUACAUGGCUGCAAUCAUGAACAAAUUUUAGAGUAAUGAGCAAUUCACACUUCCACACCCGGUCACAACUGUAGUGAGUUAUUGUGCAAAUGUUGAUUGCUGAGUCUCUCUCUCUCACACACACACACACAUAAACACAUACACACACACACACACACAUAAACACAUACCACACCCCACACACACACACACACACACACACACACACACACACACACACACACACACACACACACACACACACACACACACACACACACACACACCAAACGUAGAUCUAUGUUUUUCAACAUUUGAAAGUAUGUAAAAAAGUAGAUCUUUUUUUUUUUUUUUUUUUUACCUUUGAAAACGUGUAAAAAAAACUUUGAACUAAGUUUUUUUUUUUUUUUGUUAUAUUUGAAAAUAUGUAAAAAAAAUGUAGAUCUACUUUUGGAGCACUAUGCAUGUGAACAUAGAUCUGCUUGGACAGUUUUAAGGGUUAAUAGCUUAAUGUAGAGGAAUAAAGCAUAUACAUUUAUUUUAAAUAAAAAUGUUAUUUUAGGCAUAUACUGAAGAGAGUUAAUUAGGACAUAAAAUAUUUACACUUAUUUAAGCUCUUGGGAAAUUCAAUGUGAAGGAUGUGCCUGCGUAGGCAAAGUUGUUAUUGACAGAGCCAUCCUGAGGUCAUCUUCCACAAGCUCUGUUUUGUGCAUCCAUACAUAAAACAGAGCAUCCAUGCACACACAGGUAUGGUGUGGGAAAUGUUAAAAGAUUUUUGCAGCCAUAUUGGCAACUAAGGGGUACAACUGGCUCAUCUGUGAUCAGAAUUUAGUUUGUGGUAGAGGUUCAUAAGCAUCAUUGAUAUAUUAUAAUGCACUCGUGUACCUUCUGAAAAUCCUUUCACAUACCCUUGGGGGUAAACGUAUCCUAUCUGGGGAACCUCUUAUCUGAUGACUGAUGAAAAUUAUGUAUUAGUUGUUCUGUGUUUAGUUAGCCUCACCCAACCAAAAUUAACCCAUGUAGUAUUUACAGACCUGUAGAGUUGACUGGCAAUAAUGAAAUUACAUAAAUGAGCGACUUUCAUCCAACAGUAUGGGCCAACAACGAAGGUGACUUAAAUCAUACCAUUAAUCCCAGCAAAGUAACAUUUAUGAAGGGAUUCAGGGAAACCAGCAGGCCGGACUUGAGUCCUGGAGAUGGGAAGUACAGUGUCUGCACUCUGAAGGAGGGGUGUUGAUGUUGCAGUUUUAUAACUGUAGUGUAAAGUACCCCUCUGGCAAGACUGAUGGAGUGAGUGAUGAUGAAAAUUUUUCUUUUUCAGGCCACCCUGCCUUGGUGGGAAUCAGGUGAUGUGUUAAUAAAAAAAAAAAUUAAUCCCAGAGGAUUGUUAACCCAGGAUAACUCAGUAAACCCAAUCAUUGUCAGUUACUUCCACUGGGGGAUCCUUAAGGCCUCUUCCCUUGAAUGCGGCCCACAACCAUCAGCUAAUACCUAAGUACAGUAAUCCCUUGAUAUAAUGGAUCUCAGUUUAACUAAUUGUGGAAAUGUGGGACAAAAUUUGCUGGGUUAGUUGAUUUGGAAACAGUGGACAAAGUCUCUUGGUUAUAGAAUUGUUAUUGUUAUGAUCAUGGCAAAAUAAUAAUACAUACAUAUCUAGCCAUCUUAAUUGCUGUUAUCAGUUACCUUCUCACCCCUACACUAUUUCAAUGAAUUUACUGCUAGGCAAAAAGGGGCAACAGGGGCUACAAAACUUGCUCAUACAAUAUUUGAUAAAAAAAAAAUAGAGUAAAUAAAUUUGAACAGCUGCUUCAAAAACUUGAAUAAAAGAAUUAAUAUUUCUUGACCAAACUGUACCAAAAUAAGAGCAAACUACACUUCUGAAAAUUGGCACUGAGUGGCAUGCCUUGCACCAACACUUUAAGGGAGCCCACCAGGCUGUAAGAUGAGGCUAACUAGAAGCUCUGCAAAGACAUGAGAUGCCAGUCUUGUCAGGGCAAAAAUAGAAUGACCCUGGUAAUGUGACUGUCACUUUCUAAGUGGCAUAAAGUACUAACUAAAGCCUGUGAAUGUGGAAAACACACAGGACCAUAGAGACCCGAGGGGUCCAUAUCCCUGAAAAAGUCUUGAAAUUUCCUGUGUGCCCAGUUGGGUACACAGGAAAUUUCCUUCAACUUGAUCUCCCUAAGAAAAGGAAGAUCAAGCUGAAAACAAUAUUGCCAGCCCCCAUCUGUGGGCAUCCCCUAAAUUUGGACCAAGUAGGGGACCCAGCUCUGAGCCCUGCAUGUGGGAUGUCAUGUUAGCCCCUGAGUUGGGCCAAAUAUCCUAGAUAGACUGUCAUAGCCCCCUAGAAUGGAAGCUUGGAGAAGUCCUUGGUGGAUCAAGACUUGAAUUUCAGUCAUUAUUCCUACAGUAAAAUAUGGAAGUAUAAUCCUGAAGGUACUUCCUCCCUUAUUGUUUAAUUCUUUCAUAUUUUAUUAUGUAUUAUCCAUAUGUUUAGUUAUGGUGGCCCAGCCCUAGUUGUUGGGGGAGGUGCUGUGCCAAGGUUAGGCAUCUUCCACCUUGGAACUUAAUUUUUAUUCUUGCACAACAGGUCACGGGCAGUGCUCAGCUAAGGUUGGGUGUUGCCUCAACUAAUUUUAAAUUUUUCACCCCUAUAUUGUAGACUAGCCACUAACAUCUCACCUUGUUUAUUAUAUUUAUCCUUAUUUUUCAUUUGUUCUUUAUAGACUAGGGUAUAUUGUUUAUGCUCCUUUGGAUGGGCAGUCUGACCUUAUGGUCUUGUUUGUCUGUUCUGUGGGAUAGAGCAACAUUUCCUUCGCCCAUUAACAUCUAUGGUUUUAGGUUACCUGAGUUGGAAAGGGCUACAAAAAGAAACAGCCCUAAGACAAGGCUGUGUGAUAUCACUGUAGUUUAAUAUGUAUGUAGAUGAAAUUGUAAAGAAGUGAAUCUAGAGCUUUAACCCUUAAACGGUCCAAACGUAUACAUACGUUUUUUCAACAUUUGAAAGUAUGUAAAAAAAUGUACAUCAUCAUUUUUUUUUUACAUUUGAAAAUGUGUAAAAAAAAACUUUUAUCUACAUUUUUUGUUAUAUUUGAAAAUAUGUAAAAAAUCAUAGAUCUACUUUUGAAGCACUGCAGAUCUGAACAUUUAAGGGUUAAGCAGACGAGCAGGUUUAAAAGACAUUGCAGCAGUUAUGAAGUAGGUGUUGUCGCAGUUGCUCAGAGGAGAAUUGGAAGAGAAGUUACAAAGGUAGGCAAAGGAGUUUGGAAGGGUGUAUAUAUAAAAAAAAAAAGCUUGAAAUGGGUAUAAAAAAAGAAUUUUUUUAUGAGGUUAGAUUUCUUUAUGUUAGUUUUGUCUCUGUGAAAUCUUCUAUAUUAUGUUUGAAGAUUUGUUAUUAAUGUAGUAUAUCUUUCAGCAUAUGUUACUUUUCACAUUUAUCUGUAAACUUGUUCCAGUGAUGUAAUAUCCUGUAGGUUAGGCCAAGCAGGGAAUUUGAUCUUUAAGGUGUAGGUGAUGAUUUGUUUAUUUUUCAUUUUUUUCCCAUCUCCCUGGGUUAUUUCUCAUGUACUUUUGGUAAAAGUAGGAAAAGUUUGUUUUAGUUUUAUAUUACAUAUCUGUAAGAGGCCAUUUGACUACUGUACUACUAGAAUGUUAAGGUUGUCUGCCAUUGACAAGGUAACUGUUCUAUAUGCACUUUUGAAUAACCUAUAAUGUUAAUACUUCACUUUGUAAAUGCCAUUGCCAGGGGCACUUGACCCUUGUGUAAAACAUGAUCUUUAGUACUGUAUUACAAAUGUGAAUAUAGUUGUCCCUUUUUCACGCUGCAGGUGUCUUCCAGGCCUUUGACUGCUGUACUAAGGUCACUCAGGCUAUUAGCACUUAAUUUCUUAUAAUGAGAAUAUUCACAUUUUGGGAUAUUGGCUGUUUGGAAUGACAUCUAAACUGUAGUAUCUGAGCACCUCUGCAAGACAGUGAAUAUAUAUAAAUGAUGGUGAAAGUGUUGAACGAUGAUGAAAGUUUUUUCUUUUUUUUUGGGUCACCCUGCCUUGGUGGGAAAUGGCCAACACGUUAAAAAAAAAAAAUUCACAUUUUGUGAACUGUACCAUUUGCAAGUGGUUAAAGCAUAGUACACAUAUAGAAAUGGUGAAAGAAUCUGAUAUCACUUAAUAGCAAAUUCACAUAAAGUAAACCUACAUUAACUGAGGGAAACCUUGUACUGUACAUGCUCUCAGUAAUAUUUUCUGUUUGCUGCUUUCUUUGGGAGUUAAGAAUACAUUGAUGCCUCAAUCCCUGCAUUGAAAUUUCCAUCCUGUUCAGACUUAGUAUAUGUACUGCAUUUUUGCUUUUUAAUAAAUACUAAUUAAUA
Cherax quadricarinatus is the source of this 8145-nucleotide messenger RNA. The record is from RefSeq and is a predicted model, not a curated record. Lineage: Eukaryota; Metazoa; Arthropoda; Malacostraca; Decapoda; Parastacidae.